AUGUUUGGAAGAAAUAGGAUGAAGCCUGUUAUCAUACCGUUCGUGCUGCUUCUGCUGUGGAUUGUAAUAGGAGCUCAAUAUACAACAACUGACUGUCCUGGGUGUUCUGAUAUGACUGGUACACCGACUAAUGAGGAACCUGUUGGAACAGAAUCUUCCAUAUAUACAGACACCUCAUCUGGAACUGACAUGGAUGAAGGCACAACGAAAAUGCCACCGGAAGCAUGA
Molecule: messenger RNA, 228 nt
Organism: Pieris macdunnoughi
Lineage: Eukaryota; Metazoa; Arthropoda; Insecta; Lepidoptera; Pieridae
Source: the annotation of a GenBank genome assembly